GGCUGCAUUGUAUUUGUAUCAGCAAUUGUAGUUUUAGCCUUGGUUCAGCUGAUGAUUGAGCCAGGGCAGGCAAUCAAGUGCCCAGAAGUGGAUGGAUAUUUGACCGGGUGCCUUCCCUAUCUUAGUGCAGGUGGCGAGCUUUCACCAGAGCCAGCAUGUUGCAGUGGUGUCAAAAGCUUGAUAGCGGCUGUGAAAACGCCGGCGGACAAAAGGGACGCAUGUAAUUGCGUUCAAGAAGCCGCAAAUCACUUCCCCAGUCUCAAGGAUGAUGCUGCCCAAGCCCUUCCUAGAAAAUGUGGUGUUACUCCUCGAUAUCCCUAUCUCCAAAAGUGUCAAUUGCGACAACUUAAGUUAAGAUCACUGAAGGAGUCCACAUUGAGCAAGAAUAAAAAGAGGGAGAGUUUGUGGAAUGGGACAUCUGGUUCCAAUUCUCUCUUCUUCUUUUUUUUGGGUCAAAACAUCUGGUUCCAAUUCUCGCGGCAACAUAUAAUAGUACAAUAA
Coffea arabica (coffee) is the source of this 501-nucleotide messenger RNA. The record is from RefSeq and is a predicted model, not a curated record. Lineage: Eukaryota; Viridiplantae; Streptophyta; Magnoliopsida; Gentianales; Rubiaceae.